Molecule: messenger RNA, 1230 nt
Organism: Oldenlandia corymbosa var. corymbosa
Lineage: Eukaryota; Viridiplantae; Streptophyta; Magnoliopsida; Gentianales; Rubiaceae
Source: the annotation of a GenBank genome assembly
AUGGUUAGAGAUUCUGAGGGAAAAACCGUUGAUGAUUUCGUUUCCAUCAUAGAUUCUGUUGAUAAAGUAGAGAACAUUAGAACAAGAUAUGACCUUUCCUUAGAUCUAGAAGCCAGAGCCCAAUUACGACCCGAGAGAGCUAAUUCUCCUCCUGAGGGAAGAAUUACUGUAUAUGACCGCUUUAUGCAUCUAGGGCUUAAAUUCCCCCUCUUCCCUCUGUUCGAGGAAAUUGUGCAGUACUAUAAGACUCCCUUUGCUCGUUUCACCCCAAACUUAAUAACUUUUGUUCUGGGAUUUGCGAAAGAUUGGUACAUCGUGAAGAGACGCCUCAGAUCUGGCGUUAAAAAGAUGGUUGAGGCGUAUGGUGGCUCGCCUGAAUGGAAGCCAGACUUCUUGUUCGCUAAGAUUGCCUCGGUACAAGCCAAGUACGACGAGCUGGAUGAGAAGAUGAAGUCAUUUGCCAGCUUGCACAUCUCGAAAGAGGAGUUGCACAAGUGGUGCGCUGCAUUCAUGUAUAAGAUGUUAUCAACAGCAGACAUUGCAUCAUUUCCUGGUGACGUGCCCACCAUUUUUGCCAAGGGUCCGAGUGAAGAGGAUUCCAUACCUAAUGUACCAGAUGAGUACAUGGGUAUCGAGCUUGAGGAUGCUGAUGAAGCCACCAAGGAGGAUGUUGCUGACACUGACCACUCUGGAGUUCAGAGAAAUACUGAGGACGCGUCUCAGAACCCUUCCAAGGAUCACCCUCCUGGCAGUGAUGCUGAUAGUUGGCCUGUCCACCACAUUCACCUCAUGGUUCUAUCGGAGGAGCAAUUGAGUGAGUACUCGCUGUACUCCAUGAUUAGCGGGAUUUUAAGAGGUCGUGCCAACGUGCAUAGUAUCGAGACAGUGGCAGACCUAGAGAAUGACCUUCUUGACGCGAUGAGGAUGCACAAUGUGAAAGUUAAUCAGCAUUUGAUAAAUGAGAUUAAAGAACUUCGUGAGGAGAUGCAGCGCUGUGAGAUUCAAAGUCUGAAAGAUUACGGCGAUUCACUGACUUUCGAGACUGAGAUCCAUGAUGAUCUGGUUAUCUUGGAGAAAGAGAAUGCUCGGUUGAGGGAAAGAACAACAGAUAACCGUGUCCCCCUGGUUUCUCGAGAAACAUCAAGUACUAGCCCGAGUUCAACACAUGAUUAUGACCAGAACCCGCCAAUUUAUUGUAGCAAUGGAUAUAUUGAAAGGGAAAGCUCGUGA